Recurvomyces mirabilis is the source of this 831-nucleotide messenger RNA. RefSeq lists its product as uncharacterized. The record is from RefSeq and is a predicted model, not a curated record. Bases 1 to 831 code for a protein of 276 amino acids. NCBI's taxonomy places the organism in Eukaryota, Fungi, Ascomycota, Dothideomycetes, Mycosphaerellales, Teratosphaeriaceae. The transcript is spliced from 2 exons.
AUGCAUCGACUCCCGGGCGCCUUGCUGCUGUUUGGCUUACUCCUGGUAGUGGCCAUCCAUGCGGAGAAGGAUGACCGACUUGAGACUGAGCAGAUUCCAACCAUAUUUCAAGACCCGCUACAGCAUCUAGGCUUCGCCUGGAAGGACAUCAGCUCAUGGACAGACAAAGCCGCGAAAGACGUCAAGCAUGAACUCGACAAAGUCGACCCAGGUGACGCCGGGAAGUUGGUGCACCAAGCAGGCCACGAUAUCGGAUCCUGGACACAGCAAGCUGUAAAAGAUAUCAAGGCCGAAACAGAUAAGAUCGACCUUACUGUGCCGAAUGAGUGGAUCCGUGGCGCAGCCGCCGAUGUGAAGAAGGCGAUCGGCAACCUGGACGAAUCUGCUCUCCAGGAAUGGCUGAAGCAGGCUAGUAAAGAGGUUGGCCUAGAUGGUACACUCGAUGAUCUACAGGCCGUGAAGCUGGAAGAGCUACCUGCGGAAGCUUGGAACUUCAUCGAAGAGAAUCCUGGCCAGACAGCUUUCUAUAUCGUCGAAGGCAUUGUCUUCAUUGCGCCUGGAGCUGUUAACGGUCCCUUGCUCAAUGUGGUGGGUUUCGGCGCUCAUGGUGUCAGGGCCGAAGACGUUUGGUGGGCUCGUGCCAGCUGGAAGUUGGUUUGCUCGUCUCAUGAGCGCGCAGAUGGGAGAACGUGGGGCAGCUCUCGUGAGUGGCGUGACUCGAGCUGCGGAGCGAUCGCUGGUGCUUUCAAAGUCGUUUCGGAGCAGAUUAAGCCAGGUCAUUUUCCUGGGGAGGAGGAGAGGGAGGAAGAGAAAGUGAAGACUGAGCUGUAA